CCCUCAAGUAGUCAUUUAUUUUAAAUUUCAUUGCUUUUUAAAUAUCAUCCAUGGCAUAUAAGCUUCUUAAGUCAUUGGAGGUGGUGGCGAUUUCAGUGUUGUUUGUAAUAUUGCAAAACUGGGCAAAUGCAAAGCCCCAAGUGCCAUGCUAUUUCAUUUUUGGGGACUCCUUAUCCGAUAAUGGCAACAACAAUAACCUUAGCACCUUGGCCAAAGUCAACUAUUCACCCUAUGGCAUUGAUUUUCCCGUAGGACCAACAGGAAGGUUCAGCAAUGGCAGAACCGUGGUGGAUUUUAUUGUUGAGAAUUUGGGGUUCACAAGUUCUAUGCCUCCUUUCGCCGAAUCACAAGGGGAAAACAUUUUGAAUGGUGUGAACUAUGCGUCUGGUGCUGCCGGCAUUCGUGACGAAACUGGAAAACAUCUGGGUGAUCGAAUAUCUUUGAACAGGCAGAUACAAAAUCACAAAAUUAUAAUAUUGAGACUUCUUAGGUUAAUGCGAAAUAAUACAGAGACUAGAUUGCUCUUAAAUCAAUGUAUUUAUUCAAUUCAAAUCGGAAGCAAUGACUACAUCAACAAUUAUUUCAAGCCAGAGUUCUACGGCACUAGUCGACUCUUUACUCAGAUGCAAUAUGCGACAUUGCUCGUUCACCAACUCUCGAACCAACUUAAGACUUUGUACAACACUGGCGCAAGGAAAUUUGCGGUGUAUGGACUGUCGCUUAUUGGUUGCGCCCCAUUCGCAAUUUUGGAGUACGGAACCAAUGGAUCACUUUGUGUCGAUAAAUUAAACAACGCUGCUGCACAUUUCAACGAGAGGCUUAUGCCAUUGGUAGAUCAACUUAACAAUGAUCUACCCAAUGCUCAAUUUACUUAUCUUGCUCCUGCUCCUGAUUCGACCACAUUCGUGACGAAUGGUUCGUGUUGCACAAUUGGCGGUGGCGGCGGAGAGCUUUGUCUCAAAAAUUCGAAGCCGUGCAGUAAUCGACGGCGAUUCAUAUUUUGGGACGGUUACCAUCCUACCGAGGCUUGGAACGAGAAGGUUGCCGAAAGGGCUUAUAGCUCCGAAUCUUCUCUCGAAGCUAAUCCGUUUAACAUUCAUAAAUUAGCAAAACUCUAAAGCUUCAUAAGAAUAAUAAUGAAGAUGAUGAUGAUUCAAAUAAAGUUUGUUUGGGAGAUAAUGAAGUAAUCAUGUUGUUUAAUGAAAUCUGGAUUUAAUGUUUGACUUGA
Messenger RNA from Gossypium raimondii (Peruvian cotton), 1228 nucleotides. RefSeq names its product GDSL esterase/lipase At1g29670. Gene Ontology annotation, molecular function: hydrolase activity, acting on ester bonds. Lineage: Eukaryota; Viridiplantae; Streptophyta; Magnoliopsida; Malvales; Malvaceae. The transcript is spliced from 5 exons. Bases 51 to 1118 code for a protein of 355 amino acids. The record is from RefSeq and is a predicted model, not a curated record.